CGAUGGCCGCGGGGCAUGGCCGUGCCGCGGGGACCCGCCGGGCAGCGAGCCGGGCAGCGGCGGAACGGGCGGCCGAGCGCUGCCCGUGAGCAUGGAGUCGCCGGCACAGCCUCUGCCGGCACCGCCGCUCGAUCCCGGGCCGCGGUGGGACGAACCGGGACCGGAGGCGGGCCCGGAGCUAGAAGCGGAGCUGGAAGCGGAGCUGGCCCUGUGGGCAGCUGAGCCGGCAGCGGGGACGCCGCCAUGGGCCCCCCCGGGGCGCGGGGGCUGCCCGGAGGACGAGCCCCGCCUGCGCCCCGUCUUCGACGCCCUCGACCGAGACGGCGACGGCUUCGUGCGGGUGGAGGAGUUCGUCCAGUUCGCCACAGCCUACGGGGCCGAGCAGGUGAAGGAGCUGACCAAAUACCUCGAUCCCAGCGGACUCGGAGUCAUCAGCUUUGAAGAUUUCCACCGUGGGAUCAGAGCUAUCAGAAAUGGAGAUCCUGACAGCCAGCUGUAUGAUAUGGGAUAUACCCCUGAGGAGGAAGCCCCGGCCUGUCCUGAUGAAUUUGAUGACUUCGUCACAUUUGAGGCAAAUGAGGUGACCGACAGUGCGUACAUGGGCUCAGAGAGCACCUACAGCGAGUGUGAAACCUUCACAGAUGAGGACACCAGCACUCUGGUGCACCACGAGAUGCACGACGAGGUGGAGACCGACAGCGCCAUCGACUCCACCGUGCACUCAGAGUUCACAGAUGCCAUCGAGGAGCAGGAGCAGGGAUCUCAUCCACACGACCUGCCCCUGGGCUCAGACCUCAGCCACUCCAUCGUUACGGUCAUUAGCGGAGAGGAGCACUUCGAGGAUUAUGGAGAAGGGAAUGAAGCAGAUUUGUUCUCGGACAGCUUGUGUAAUGGGGAAAGCAGCUUUAGCAGCUCCUCGUUCCUCUCCCCCAGCACCAAUCCGCUCGCUGCGAAACUGCACAGCAUUAUCGCAGAUGAAGCAUUUGAGUUUUACUGUAGCCAGUGCCACAAACAAAUCAACCGCCUUGAGGAUCUUUCCGCUCGCCUGAAUGAUCUUGAAAUGAAUAGUCCGAAUAAAAGACUCUCCAGCAAGAAGGUGGCAAGACAGCUGCACCAGACCAGCACACUGUCUGGAGGAGCAAUGGAGGAGUCCUACAGGGACACGUUGGAGUGCACAGAAGAGGACAUCACAGACAAGGUGGUCUUUCUGGAGAAGCGGGUGACGGAGCUGGAGAAGGACACAGCUGCCAAUGGUGAGCAGCACAGCCGCCUCAAACAGGAGAACCUGCAGCUCGUGCACAGAGCGAAUGCUCUGGAGGAACAGCUGAAGGAGCAGGAGCUGAGGGCUGACCAAACACUCCUGGAGGAGAUCAAGAAGCAGAGGGAGAUGCUGAGCAAAAUGGAGAGGGAGAAGAGCAUCGAGAUCGAGAACCUGCAGGCCAGGCUGCAGCAGCUGGAUGAUGAGAACAGCGAGCUGAGGUCUUGUGUCCCUUGUUUAAGAGCCAACAUCGAGAGGCUUGAGGAGGAGAAGCAGAAGCUGCUGGACGAGAUUGAGGACCUCACUGUGCAGCUCACAGAGGAGCAGGAGAACAAGAGGAAGAUGGGGGACAAGCUGAGCCACGAGAGGCACCAGUUUCAGAAGGAAAAGGAGUCGACACAGGAGCUCAUUGAGGACCUCAGGAAGCAGCUCGAGCACUUGCAGCUUUUCAAACUGGAAUGUGAGCAACGGCGAGGCCGGAGCAGCAGCAUGGGGCUGCAGGAGUACAACAGCAGGACACGAGAGACAGAGCUGGAGCAGGAGAUCAAGCAGCUUAAGCAGGAUAACAGGAGCCUGAAGGAGCAGAACGAUGAGCUGAACGGGCAGAUCAUCAACCUGAGCAUCCAGGGAGCCAAGAACCUCUUCUCAGCCUCCUUCUCUGAAUCCCUGGCGGCAGAGAUCAGCUCAGUCUCCAGAGAUGAGCUCAUGGAAGCAAUUCAAAAGCAAGAGGAGAUCAACUUCCGCCUGCAGGACUACAUCGACAGGAUCAUCGUGGCCAUCAUGGAGACCAACCCCUCCAUCCUGGAGGUGAAGUAAGGGCGGCUGAGAGCCGCGCGCUGCGCACUCUGCCAUGGCUGUGGAUUUGGUGCUCUGAGAGGAGGAAGAGGGACUCGCAACAGUCUUUGCUCUUGAUGAAGGCCCAAGGAAACGUGGCGUCGGAUCGGUGGGGAAUCAGGCGGCGCAGCAGCGGGGCAGAGAGCCAGCAGUGAGGCUCUGUUGUCUGACUCCGUUCUUUUGCAACCCUACCCGGCUUCGAGGGGCGAAAGGGAACCUGGAGGAGAAAUAGAGGCAACGGGGCAACCGUGGGAAGGAUUUGGGACGGCCCCGCACGGGUGUGAGGAGGGCUUCCUCUGAACUGCAGGGGUCGGGAUGGAGCUGGAACGUUUCCCCCCCCUCCCCAGCUGCCCUACCCAGCCUGGGUGUCUGCUUUGCCAAAGUGUCCGUGACACACUCACUCACCGGGGCAGAUGUGGGAAAGAGGGAAACACGUCCUGGACUUGUAGAAUUAUGGUGAUGAUUAUUAUUUUUUAAUUAACUUAAUGCAAAUGUCUUCAUCCGGCUGGCGCGGUUAAUCCUUGCCCUGCUGCUUUUGCUUGGGAACGGGUCGCGUGCACGGAGCGCGCUGGCUUCUCACUUGCUGGUGGCACGGAGAGGGGAGCAGCCAUCCUUGGGACAGGGUGUGAGUGCAUUGUCACCCACCUCCUUAUUUAUUUUGCUGUCUGUGGCUCGCUGCCCUCUGCUCCCAUGGCUCCAGGGUGGGAUGUUGCUGCAGGGUCUGCGCAGCUCAUGGCAGAGCCGUCCCCUCCAUCCUGCUUGCAGGGAUUGGGGCGGAGGUGGUGGUGUGAGGGCUGAGCUCUGUGUGCUGCCCCAGCAUCCCAGCACGGAACGGGGCUCUGCUGGUGAUGGCUGUGAUCCCGGAGGGAGAACCCGCUCCUCACCCUGUGCUGGGGAUAGGGAUGGGGUGGCUGCUCUGAGCUCUUAGCACACCCAGCAUCGCCCAUCCCUGUGCUGCCAGGGGCAGGAGGUCUCUGAACUCAGUGCCAGCUGGCUGGGAAGCACAGACCACGCUCACGGCGGGCAGCUCGUGGUCCAUCCAGCAGCGAGGUGCAUCCGUGGGAGCAGCCACUCAUCCCACUGCCCCAGGAUCUCUCGCUGCACCAGGCCCAUGGAGCAGCUGUUUCUCCUGCUAGCCAAGCUUCGGAAACAUCAAUGCAGCCCAAAAAACAGGGGAGCAGCAGCGACCCCCGAAAUGCUUCCGAGCGCAUCGCUGUGUCGUGGGUCAGCCAGGGGCUGUCCCUGCAGCUGAGCCCGGAGCCGCCGCCGUGUCCCCACAGCACGGCCAUCUGACACAGCCCUGCACCCAGCCUGGGGAUGGAGCCACGUCGUGUACAUUUCCAGAGAAGCUUUGGGUGUAAAUCAGUGUAUACAUGGAGAGGGAAAUUUUUCUAUCUUGUAGAGUAGGUAUUUUUAUAGAACGAAGGUUGAUCAUUUUUUUAAUACUUUAAAAGAAGAGAGAAAUGUAUCUGUGUAUAACACAAAAGCAUAUAUAUAUAUAUAUAUGUAUAAAUAUAUAAAUAUUGGAGAUCUGCCUUUCUCGACUUGGGGUCACCGAUCCCCAGUUCCUACAAUCGUCUUUUUUUCCUGUCGCUCACAAAGAGGUACUGUAACUGUAAAUAAGCACCAGGAAAAGGUUUUAAGCAAACAAAGCACUGACUUGCACAUUCACCAUGCUUUAAAGCCCCUAUGGAAAAAACAAAAACAAAAACAAAACCACACCGACCUGUCCUUCCUGAAAACCUUCCUCUCUCCACACCGGUAUGUGAAGGAAGUCCCAAAAGGGUGAAAGCAGUAUUGUCUUAAAUGAUGUAUUGAUUCUCGUCCCAUUAAAUGCUGUUACCAUUCCUGUC
Molecule: messenger RNA, 3945 nt
Organism: Tympanuchus pallidicinctus (lesser prairie-chicken)
Lineage: Eukaryota; Metazoa; Chordata; Aves; Galliformes; Phasianidae
Gene: RAB11FIP3
Product: RAB11 family interacting protein 3
Exons: 15
Coding region: 92-2074 (660 amino acids)
Biological process (GO): endocytic recycling; regulation of cytokinesis
Cellular component (GO): recycling endosome membrane; cleavage furrow; endocytic vesicle
Molecular function (GO): calcium ion binding
Source: RefSeq, a predicted model, not a curated record